Messenger RNA from Meira miltonrushii, 2703 nucleotides. RefSeq names its product P-loop containing nucleoside triphosphate hydrolase protein. Gene Ontology annotation, biological process: mitotic DNA replication checkpoint signaling; DNA replication initiation. The annotation marks the transcript as partial. Gene Ontology annotation, molecular function: ATP hydrolysis activity; ATP binding; DNA replication origin binding. Gene Ontology annotation, cellular component: nuclear origin of replication recognition complex. The record is from RefSeq and is a predicted model, not a curated record. Lineage: Eukaryota; Fungi; Basidiomycota; Exobasidiomycetes; Exobasidiales; Brachybasidiaceae. The transcript has a single exon.
UCAGAUACGGAAAAAGAAGACGAUUUUGACUCAACACCAAAAGCAAGCAAAUCACAGCAUACGAGCACAUUCGUUCCCAGUAGCUCAUCUCAAGAGAUUUUCUCGUUAGGAGAUGUAGUUUAUAUCGAAUCCAAUCUCACCAGGCCGCAUCUAGGUAUUCUGACCGACAUUCUCACCUCGGAAGAAGCAGAAGAGGAAAAGGAAGGCCAGACAAUCCUCUGCAAGCUACGCUAUCUGUAUUGGCCACAAGAUGUCAGUCAGGUCACCAGCGCAAAGCUCUCAAAUUUGGUAGACAAUGAUGAAGUGUACUACACCCAUCAAGCACCUAGACUGCUGGGAAAGAGGCGGACGAAGAACUCAUCACGAGGCGGCAAAGGUGGUGAAGCAUUGACGGAUAACUUUGAGCAUGGUCCAUCACUCUUAAACAUGGUGGUAAAAGCAGAUGCAAUCCUUGGCAAAGUUACAAUGCAUUCAUCUGCUUCAAAUUGCAGGAAAGCAGUUGCAAGCUCCCCUUCUCGACAAAAUGGCGUAUCAUUCAAACGUAAGCGGAUGCCUUCCCAUCUGUUUGUCAAACGCGCAAUCGAUCCACAAAGGGAAGUAUUUUGGAACGUUGAUUGGGAAGCGGUUGUUCAACGUGGAAAGAAGAAUGGCAAGUGGGACCUUGCUGAAGGGGAUGAUGAGAUACGCAAGCGAAUGGAGGACAAUGAACCAAAAGCAACUACCACACCUCUAACAACCCCAGGCAAGAAUGCGAACGAAUGGGCAAAAAUGCUGGCAAAGGAAAAGGGAAUCACAUUGAGUUCCACGGCAAAAGAUCGUCAAGAGAUCAGAAAGCAAUUGGAGGCUAAACGUAUUGCUGCACUACUAGACACGCCAAGCAAGAGAAGACAAAAGCGAAUGAGAGAAAAGGAAGAAAGACGAAUGGCAAGAGCUACUGGCGAUCGACCGCUAAAACCAGCACGGCUGAAUCGAAACAACGACAGCGCAUUAAGUAGCGCAGAAAGCGUAAGCGAUUUGUACGAAAGUGAUUCAGACGAAAGUGCUACUUCUGUCACUUCUGAUGAUGAUUUCGCUUUGGAAGAAGAAAGUGAAGCGGAAAGCAUGCUGGAUAUCGAUGAUGCUCUAUUCAUGGAUGAUGAAGAUGAACAUGAUUGGGAUACUGCUGUACGUCGGACUCCAAGUAAGAAGCGAAGGGCAGGCUAUGCGCCUACAACUCCACGAAAGCGUAAAUUGUUGGAUGGCUUGACAAGCUCACCCGUGAAAGCUAUGGCGACACCCAAAUCAAAGAUGCGUAUUCUGGGCACGGUGUCCUUGGCACCAACAGCAUUGCCUGCUCGUCCAAAAGCAUUGGAUGCACUCCCAAUCAAAGAAGUUGAAAGCAUGACAGCCAAACAAAGAGCAAAACGUCUGUUACACGUCGGAGCAACACCUGAAUCACUUCCAUGCAGACAAGACCAAUUUGAAGAAGUGAUGGCAUGCUUGGAAGAUGCGGUUGAAGAUGGUUUGGGAGGUUGCGUUUAUGUUUCCGGAGUACCAGGAACGGGUAAAACGGCAACAGUACGUGAAGUGAUUCGAAAUCUUCAAAAGCGAUCAGAGAGGAAUGAAGUAAGUCCUUUCAAUUUCGUCGAAAUCAAUGGAAUGAAAUUACAAGACGCACAUGAUGCUUAUGGUGUUCUGUGGCACUCAUUGACUGGGAUGCGUUGUUCUAAUGCGAAUGCACUACACCAUCUUUCUCAACAUUUCGGAGCCCGUCAACGGUCUAGCAACAAGCUCGCAAUCACUCCCUCUUCAAUGAUGGGACCUGGACGAGCAACAACAGUUGUCUUGAUGGAUGAAUUAGAUCAAAUGGUCACCACACGUCAAGAUGUCAUGUACAAUAUGUUCAAUUGGCCAAACAGUCAAGACAGUAGAUUGGUGGUUGUUGCGAUUGCCAAUACGAUGGAUCUGCCUGAACGUAUCUUGCAUGCAAAAGUUGCCAGUCGAUUGGGAAUGACACGAAUCACAUUUAAACCGUAUAACGACCGUGAACUGGUUCAAAUCGUUCAUGCACGAUUAGGAAUUCAAACGGGAGAACCGCCGCACCAACUUUCACCAUUCACACAAGGCUGUCAAAGAGUUUUCGCUCCUGAAGCUUUAGUGUACCUUGCCAAACGUGUUUCAAACGUCUCCGGUGAUGCACGUAGAAUGCUGGACGUUUGUAGACGUUCGAUCGAUGCUGUUGAAGAAGGUACAAAAGUGGUACACCUCGAUCAACCGGUAACGAUCGGAGAAAUGAAAAAAGUAUUGGAUGCAAUGGUGAAAUCCGGUAAAGGCGCACACAUUGCACAUUUAUCACUCCAACAAAAGAUGACAAUCGUUGCAAUUUUGGCUGCCGUUCGUCGUGCUGGAAAAGCAGAAGUGGAUUUAAGCACAAUCACAAACACACAUGCAAGCCUUUGUAGAAUGCAUGCAAUUCAACUUCAAAACGAAUCCAAGGUUGGCAUUCAUCGAGUCGUAUACGAUGAAGAUGAUUUGGGUAGAUUGACGAGUAUGUCUUACCUUAUCAAUCACCUUUGCGCUUUAGGUUUGGUGAUUGCCGUUGGAACAGGUGCAGCGGCCGCAAGAAGUGGAAGGUAUGCACGUUAUGUUCUAACAUGUGCAGAAGAUGAAGUUCGUCUUGCAUUAGAACAAGAUGAGGAUGUUCGUUUACGCAAUCUUUUGUAA